AUGGGCACAGACCAAUCUUCCGAUGUGGCUGGAGGCGUUUCUUUGCUGGAGGAGUGCAUGGCCCAGUACGAAAGCAUCCCGUGCCCAGAGCUGCCGCUGCACAAAAUCCAGGCCGUCGCCGGCGGAAUAGAGGAAUCAUCUGCGCCUGUGGACACUGCGGUUGUGACUGCUUUUUUGGAGAAAGCGCUGAGCUUCAUUCUGGAAGACUCGAUUGAGCUGCAAUGCUCCACGAGGGAGCACUAUGAGAUUGCCAUCGCAAGAUGCGUUUUCCGGAGGCUAAUAUUCUCCGUGCUAUUCACGUUGCUCAACCGGAUGCCCCGCGGUGACCGGAAGGAAGCCGAAAACGAACUCUUCGGUAGACACGCCCCGCUGAUGGAGGCGGCGACGCACAAGCUGUUCGCCAACAUCGACUUUGAGGAGAAGAUAUCGCUGGUGGAGUUGCUGUGGCGAGGCGUCCGCAGGGCCGGCAACGCCAAGGCCACGAAGGCGAUGAGCACGAGGCCUUGUGUGGCGUUCAGGGGGAUAAAGCUGCUGCAUGCGAACAAUUUCGAGAGGGAAGCGAUAUCUUGGUUAGAAAAGACUGGGUGCUUAAACGAGGACUUCGGCCUCUACAAGCUAAACGGUCGUCUGGAACUAAAAUUGCCGCAUAAAAUCAUUUUCGAGCACGAUUUCACGGAGGUCAUUGUGACGCCCGCCCUGCUGAGGGUCCACAUCCUGAUUCCGGAGGACCAAACCUGCUUGAAACUGGAAGUACCGUUUUGUCACAUGAUCAGUAUAAACUGCGAUGGUGGUGGUUUGGAGUUUAGCUUCAAGAUGGUCCACUCGCGCUUCAACACUGCUGGCUUGUGGAGUGUGCCACUGCAAGAAUCCGUAUCGCAGCUGGUCGAUUCUGAUGACAUUUUCGUCACGAAAUUAAAUCUUGUGGAUCCAGUAUCACCCCGCCUGUCGGCAGCUAUUAUGUCCGUCGGUAAUGUGAUUAACGUCACGGAGGAAGAAGAGGAGGAACCAUUUGCCGCGCAGCAGUUCGAACAGGAUGAUGGCCCCGUGGUGUUCCAGAUUGGGUCUGAGAGCGAGGAGGAAGACGAGCUGUGUGUCCAGGAGAAUGUGCCCAUCCUGCCGAGUUCACUCACCUACAAGGUGUCUGGUCGGCGGAAGGUGGACUCACGGCACCAUUUCCAUGAUACCGAUAGCAUCGACGACUACAAGUUCAUGGACAAACUGUCUAAGCGCAUGGACUACCCGUCAUCCCCCUCGACCCUAAGUUACAACCAGGCAUCGGUAUCGCUAUCUACAGAAGUGUCUAACAACAUGUCGUCCUGCGAGAAGCCGUUCGGCGACCCGCUGCUGGAGCCCAAUCACAGGCCGAUGCACCUGCAUGGCCACAGCACGGAUGAACCUCUCAUGCUGAGCCUCGAGCACUACCGGGAAGUCAAGGCCAAGGAGCUUCUAUCCAUAUUCAAACGGAUCUACCGGGAAGAGUCCGACCAGGCGAAAGCCGAAAUCGCCAAGCUGUGCGCGGCGCAAGAAACCCAGCGUCGCGAGGCACAGGAGUCGUACCGCAAGGAGGUGGUGUCCCUCGUGAAGGAAAUCGAACUGAACCACCACGACCUCAUGGACCAGCUGAAAAAGUUGCUGGGCGACUUCGACGCCCUGCGCAACAACAGCCUGGGCAAGGACGGUCGGAAGCCAGACAAGGCUCGGGGCCUGGACAUGGGCAACUCCCUAAUCGCAAGCUCUAACGGCCUGGUAGAGAAGACCGAGACCGCGAUAAAGGACAUCGACGACGUGAUCCAGCGAAUCCGGAUGCAUUACGUGAAGAGGAAAAUCGACUGCUCCCGAGCCCUAGAGGGCCUCUAG
Molecule: messenger RNA, 1857 nt
Organism: Babesia bigemina
Lineage: Eukaryota; Apicomplexa; Aconoidasida; Piroplasmida; Babesiidae
Exons: 13
Coding region: 1-1857 (618 amino acids)
Source: RefSeq, a predicted model, not a curated record